AUGCAAAGCAAGGGGACAGGCAACUCGAAGCCUCCUAAGGCGUACGGACUUCGGAGGUCAAUGACUGACACAUUAAAAAUACUUCAGCUCAAUAUUUGUAGGAGUAGGAUUGCCUCCCUACAACUGAAAGAUUACUGUGCUAGUAACACAAUCGACAUAGUUCUAUUACAAGAGCCGCUGAUCCAACAGCAUAAGGUAUAUGCGUUCGAAAAUAACAGACAAGUACAUAAAGGUGAUCACACAGGGGCAGCCGUCAUAAUACUCAACAAUGAACUGCGAAUCAUAGAGCUGGCGCAAUACACAAGUGAUUACGUAGUGACAAUCAGAGGAAGCAAACAAGACGACACGCGUGCCAUAACAGUGGUGUGGGUAACUCCACCGUACGUCGACCGUGAACCUCCGUGGCCCUCGAUUAGCGCACAGCGCUAA
Macrosiphum euphorbiae (potato aphid) is the source of this 429-nucleotide messenger RNA. NCBI's taxonomy places the organism in Eukaryota, Metazoa, Arthropoda, Insecta, Hemiptera, Aphididae. The record is from the annotation of a GenBank genome assembly.